CGGGCCGGGCUCGGCUGCGAGCCCCCUCCCCGUCUCCCCGGCUCGGGUGGGGGCUUUUCCCGCUUCCCUUCUUUCUUUCCGUCCCUAUGGAGCAGCCGCCCUCGCCGGCCGACCAUGCCUAGGAAAGCGGGGAAUGGGCAGCUCCCCUUACCCGAUGGCUGGGAGGAGGCGAGGGAUUACGACGGCAAAGUCUUUUACAUCGACCACAACACCAAGCAGACCAGCUGGAUCGACCCCAGGGACAGGUUAACAAAACCCUUGUCGUUUGCGGACUGUGUUGGGGAUGAACUACCAUGGGGAUGGGAAGCUGCAUAUGAUCCCCAGAUUGGUGUGUACUACAUCGAUCACAUCAACCAAACGACACAAAUAGAAGAUCCCAGGAAACAAUGGAGGCAAGAACAAGAGAGAAUGCUGAAAGAUUAUCUUAUGGUAGCCCAGGAUGCUCUCAGUACUCAGAAGGAACUUUACCAGGUGAAAGAACAGAGGCUAGCACUUGCACUGGAUGAGUAUGUACGGUUGAAUGAUGCCUACAAAGAAAAAUCAAGCUCUCGUACAAGCUUAUUCUCAGGCUCUUCAUCAAGCACAAAGUAUGACCCUGAUAUUUUGAAGGCUGAAAUCUCCACUACAAGAUUAAGGGUUAAGAAGCUGAAGAGGGAGCUCUCUCAGAUGAAGCAGGAGCUGCUGUACAAGGAGCAGGGCUUUGAAACACUGCAACAAAUUGACCAAAAAAUGUCUGGAGGCCAGAGUGGGUAUGAACUAUGUGAGGCUAAAGCCAUCCUGAGUGAACUGAAAUCCAUCAGAAAGGCGAUAAGUUCAGGAGAGAGAGAAAAACAAGAUUUAAUGAAGAGUCUUGCAAAACUGAAAGAGAAAUUCAAUCUUGACCAGAAUAUUGGGACAUCGGAACCAGACCUGAGUUCCAGCUCUGUAAAUUCCCAGCUGUGUUUUUCUAGACAAACUCUGGAUGCAGGGUCUCAGACUGACAUUUCUGGUGAGGUUGGAACAAGAAGUAGAUCCAAUUUAGCAGAGAAGGUCAGACUAAGUCUUCAAUAUGAAGAGGCAAAGAGAAGCAUGGCUAACUUGAAGAUCGAACUGUCUAAGUUAGAUAGUGAGGCCUGGCCUGGGGCACUGGAUGUGGAAAAGGAAAAAUUGAUGCUAAUCAAUGAAAAAGAAGAGCUUUUAAAAGAACUCCAGUUUAUCACACCACGCAAACGUACUCAAGAUGAGCUAGAGCAGCUGGAAGCAGAAAGAAGGAGGCUUGAAGAAGAGCUGCACUCUGUAAAAAGCGAACCCAGUCAAGCACUUGCUGAAAGAUUGAGAUUGGAGGAAAGAAGAAAAGAAUUGGUACAGAAACUCGAAGAAACUACAAAAUUGACAACUUAUUUGCAUUCACAACUUAGGAGCCUCUCAGCUAGUACGCUGUCUGUGUCAUCAGGGAGCAGUCUGGGAUCUCUGGCAUCCAGCCGGGGAUCUCUGAACACAUCAAGCAGAGGGUCGCUCAACUCGCUCAGUUCCACGGAUCUCUAUUAUAACCAAGGCGAUCAAAUAACAGAUUUGGACUAUCAGUAUAAGCUUGACUUCCUACUGCAAGAAAAAAGUGGUUACAUUCCUUCAGGGCCUAUCACUACUAUUCAUGAAAAUGAAGUGGUCAGCUCCCAUGGCAGACUAGGUUACAGUGACUCUCCUUCAGCCACAGACCAGCCCAAGCUGACUGAGCCUCCCAAAUCUGUGACAUCGCUGUCUUCCAGGUCUUCACUGUCCUCCUUGUCUCCCCCAGGCUCCCCUUUGGUUUUAGAAGCUGCAUUUUCUGUCUCUGCUCAAAAUUCCCCUCUGCAUCACCUCACUACAGACUUUGAAGACUGUGAUUUUGCAGGCAUCAGUCUCUGUGAGAACCAAAUAUUAUUGGACUCUGAAGCCAGAGCAGGAUCUCAGAUUCCUACAGACGAUAAGGGUCUUCAUGAAAGCAUUAGACAGCCUUUGUCUUCUCUGCAUGAAGGAAGUUCAGGUGUUGACUUGCCAAGAAGAGCAGCUAGUCAUCUCCUUGCAGAGAAGACAGCUUGUGUAUCUGCUGCUGUGUCUGAUGAGUCUGUAGCUGGAGAUAGUGGUGUAUACGAAGCUUCUGUGAAACAUCUAAAUGAAACCGAGGACAUUGUAUACAGUGAAGAUGAUGCAACAGCACUAGAGUCUGCCCAAGUUCAAAUAGGACUCAGAUAUGACCACAGCAAUUCAAGUUUUGUGAUAAUCAUAGUCCAGCUCAGAAAUCUGCCAGUGUUUUCUGUUCCCCUUGGCUCUAAAGUGUAUAUUAGAGUAGCAGUACUUCCAUCCUCAGCUGAUACCAGCUGUCUGUUCCGCACAAAAGUUCAUCCUGCCAUGGAAACCAUUUUACUCAACGAGAUAUUCAGAGUUGCCAUUUCCCAAGGAACACUGCUACAGAAGACACUGAGAGUAGAUGUUUGUGCGGUCAGUCGAAGCCGUCGGGAAGAAUGCUUGGCUGGAACUCAGAUCAGUCUGGCAGAUUUAUCAUUUUCUGAUGAGACUUGUGCUCUGUGGUAUAACCUUCUGUCUUGCAAGCAAAUGCCUGGCAAAAAAAAAAAGGAUCAGAAUGAGGAACCCAUGUUUCUUUUAAGCAAGCAGUCAUCAGACUCAUUGGACUUGGAUGCUGUGUCAGCUCUGCUGGAGAGAACAUCCGCUGAGCUGGAAGCAGUAGAACAAGAGCUGGCUGAAGAUGAGGAGGAAGAGGAUGAACAGGAGGAAAGGGGCUCUGAGGAAGACUGGUUAGAAAUGCUUGCAGAAGCAUCUGAUGAAAUUGGGGAUGAAGAGGAAGAUGGCAUUAAGCUGGCGGUAGAAGGCAACUGUACCGAUGACACGGGGUUAUUCAUUGAUGCAGGAGAAACUGAGGAAGAUGAGAACAGACAGAACAGAGAUGAGGCCCAUGAAAGCCUGCAAGCUGCCGUCAUACUAACACUGGUUGAUAAAGAGACUAACACUGAGGAAUCAGUUAACGAGGAUGCAACAGUCCGACCCAAGGACAGAGCCAGCUGGAGCUCAAGACAGCGUCCCUUUGUCAGGAACAGCAUGAUUGUGCGCUCACAAACCUUCUCGCCAGGCGAGCGGAACCAAUACAUCUGUAGGUUGAGUCGAAGUGACAGUGACAGCUCAACGCUAGCCAAAAAGUCUCUCUUUGUGAGGAAUGCCACAGAAAGGAGGAGCCUAAGAGUCAAACGGCCUGUUUGCCAGCCAAUCAUGCGAAGAGCUACGCAAGAAUGCCCUGUGCGCACUUCCCUCGACUUGGAGCUGGACCUCCAGGCAUCACGGACACGACAGAAUCGACUGAAUGAUGAGCUUCAGGCCUUGCGGGAUCUUAAGCAGAAGCUUGAAGAAAUGAAAGGUAGAGGAGAGACAGACCUUCCCCUGUGCGUACUGGAGGAUGAACGAUUCCAGAAACUCUUGAAACAGGCUGAGAAACAGGCUGAGCAGUCAAAAGAAGAGCAGAAGCGAGGCUUAAGUGCUGAGAAACUGAUGAGGAAAGCUUCGAAGGAUGUAUGCCGGCUACGGGAGCAGAGUCAGAAAGUGCCACUACAGGUGCAAUCAUUCAGGGAGAAGAUAGCAUAUUUCACAAGAGCAAAGAUCAGUAUACCAGCCCUUCCAGCUGAUGAUGUAUAAUCGUGCAUAUUCAUUCAAAUGUUUUUUCCAUUGCCCAUUUUUUUUUUUUUCAGAUGAACUUUGUAUUUCUAGUGACCUGCUUUUACAGCUCUUCUAUUUUACAUUCAAUAUUGAUGCGUUUAUUUGUAAAAUACAGCACAUAGAAUUGUUGUACGUCUAAAAAAAUGACAAAAAAAAAAAAGGAAAACCAAAGUAGAUCAAUUUUGGUAUACUGAUGCUGAUUUUGUACAGUUUGUAUGUAUUGCAUGUGUUUUUAUUUUGUAAAGAUGGAACAAAGGAACAAAGGCAGUACUGGGCAUGUAUCCUGUUGAACCGCACUGUAUUGAGAAAUAUUACGUUCAACAGAAGAUUGUUUAUCUUUUCACUAUUUUCAUGUGAGCAGACUGUGAAGAUGGCUGUUUUGCCAUGCAAUAUUUUUGUAUAAGAGUGUGACUUUUGUAGUUUGAAGUUAACUACAAGUGUAAGUUUCUUUCCAAAACAUCAAGGCUGCCUCACAACAGCUGCUAAUUAGAUUCAUCACCCAUAUUGGAGUUUUUGUUUCUGAAAAAAAAUUUCUUCAGUUCUUGUUCUGUAAUACUGUGUAGGGAGAGACAAAAUUCAGUUCUGUGAAUGUACAGUACUUUAACCUGCACUAAAAGGUUUCUUGCAUCUGUGGGAGAGUGGGGAAAGACAAGGCAGACAAGCAACCCUAAAAACUUCCUGUGAGACUAGCAAAAGGGCAGCUGCUUUCUGAACUGGACGCUGAAUCAAAUUGGUAAUACCAACAGUGAAAUCAGAAUACUUAUAUCUACUGUACACUUAGAAUGAGUUUCUCUGUAUUAGUCUUCUGUCCUAGAGGCUGCCUUAUUGCCAGCUAGGAGAAUAUGAAAGUGUUCAUUAGGUUUACAGUUAUGAAGAGGAUUUUAUGAAAGUAUUUGUACCAGGAGAAAAGUUUGUCCCCAGUAACUUGGAUAUCAGAAGCUUGUUGAAGUAAACUCUGUCUGGAAAAGUAAAGAUCCUAACUAGAAGGCACCAUGUAUCUCAAUACAAUCACGUUAUCCACGUAUGCAUGGCCUUAAUGUCUCAAAAGAGUUAUAAUUGGUGAGAAAAUGGAAGUGAAUAUAACUAACGUUAUGGUAGCAGCUGUCUGAAAUUCGCAGUGACAAUUCUGUGAUGAGAGAUCUGUGUGAGAUCUGUGUAAGCCUUCCCCAAGGGCUUUCUUAUGCACAAAUACAUCAGUUCACUUAAACAUACAGCCAGAUGUGCUAUUUGGGGCAAGAUGCUGGUUAAACAUCAUUUAUGAAUGCCUCACUUGUUUUUUCUUGGUUGGGUUUGAGAUAACAUAUUUGAAAGGUCAAUUAAAAAAAAAAUCUGGAAUUAUUUAAUGUAGAGGUGAAAUGAAGGUUGACAGUUUCAACUUCUCAAUUUGAUUAUAUGUUUGUAGAAUGAUGUUUAGAGAUGUACUCUGUGAUUUUUCUUUUAUUUAUUUACAGUCUUAUUUAUGUUGCGUUUAAUAUAGUUCAGUUCUGGCCAUAAAAAUAUUUCACAUGUGAUGCUAUUGUGAAAAGUAUUUAGAGCUGUCUGAAUUCUUGCCAGAUAAGCUGUUUUUCCUCAUGUGUUGAAUAAUUUUCAAAAAAGUAUUAUCAUAUAUUUGUAAGCAUGGAGUAAGGUCAAAAUUUAAGGAUUGUUGGCCUUAGCUCACAAAACUCAUUGCAAAAUGUGUCUCGUUUUCCAAAUUGGUAAAGUUAAAUAUAUUUUUAGGCAGCUUUUAACAAUUCUGCUUUUUUUUUAAAAUAAAUUUAAAUUAUUCGACCUCAAAACACUGAAUAGAAUAAGCUAACACAUACAAAUAAUCCUGUCAGUUUACAAUUAUAGAUAUUACUCAAAGUAGAAUUUACUCUGCACAGCAGAGUGUAACAAAUGCAAUUAGUUCUGUUUCCAGGUACCACUAUCACUGCAGUUGCAGAUAUCAAAAUUAAACAUUACUGGUACAAGAAUAUUUAACCAAAUGAGCAAAGGUUAGAAAAAAAUUGUAAUAGAAGGCAAAUCAAAUAAGAUUUUUUUAAAAAAUAUUGCUAUGUUUGUGCUGUAUUAAAUAUCAAAUGCUCAGGACUGAACUAAAUAUUUAAUCAGGUUAUAUGCUGAAUGUGGUUCUGUUCUAAUUUUGUCUGUAAAAGUAUGCAAAUACAUCACGUAGAUUAACUUGUCUCUGCACUUUCCAUGUGUUUCAGUGAUUGGAAAAUACAUUUUUUUUUUAACAAA
Messenger RNA from Centrocercus urophasianus (Greater sage-grouse), 5901 nucleotides. It is a transcript of the gene WWC2, whose product is annotated as WW and C2 domain containing 2. The transcript is spliced from 23 exons. NCBI's taxonomy places the organism in Eukaryota, Metazoa, Chordata, Aves, Galliformes, Phasianidae. Gene Ontology annotation, cellular component: cytoplasm. Gene Ontology annotation, biological process: regulation of hippo signaling; negative regulation of organ growth; cell migration. Gene Ontology annotation, molecular function: kinase binding; molecular adaptor activity. The coding region runs from base 115 to 3660 and encodes 1181 amino acids. The record is from RefSeq and is a predicted model, not a curated record.